Molecule: messenger RNA, 1257 nt
Organism: Neomonachus schauinslandi (Hawaiian monk seal)
Lineage: Eukaryota; Metazoa; Chordata; Mammalia; Carnivora; Phocidae
Gene: GARIN2
Product: family with sequence similarity 71 member D
Exons: 5
Coding region: 1-1257 (418 amino acids)
Cellular component (GO): nucleus
Source: RefSeq, a predicted model, not a curated record
AUGAAGAAGAACAAUAGGAACUCUACCACAAGGAUCAAUGAGCAAGAUGCCAUCUCCAUCCCACCCUCCCAAGAUCCAGGAGAUCUUCAAAAUAUGUUGAAUGGAGGAGAGUAUGCCCCUUUUGUAUCUCCUCCCAUAUUAGAGAGCAAUUUUAUCCAGGUUAACAGGAGAGGUGAAUCCAUUUACCUUCAUAACCGAGCCAACUGGGUGACUGUAGGCAUCUGCUCUUCCAGUAAAACCCACAAGACCCCCAAUGUGAUGCUUCUGGCACAUCUGACCCCUGAAGCUCAGAAAGAUACAGAACCCCUGUUUCAAAGUCUCCUGACGUCUCCUUCGCCAGAGAACCUGGUGCUCACCAGGUUUCUCCCUCUGCAGUUUGUGACUCUUUCUGUGCAUGAUGCUGAGAAUAUGCGCCUCAAAGUAAAGCUGGUGAGUGGUCGAGCCUACUACCUACAGCUCUGCGCCCCUGCGUGUAAACAGGACACCCUCUUUUGUCAGUGGGUGGAACUCAUCUCCCUCUUGAAUGACGAGAAAGCCAAAGCUUCCAAACUGUCAGAAGUCUCAAGCCUCUCAGAAAUCACAAAUAGCACAGACAUCACAGGCUCGAGGGACAUCAUGGAUAUUGCAGCAUUCACAGCUCUACAGAGCCCACCCCUGUGCACAUGUUCAAACUCCGUACAUACUGCAGAAAGCACUGAUUUCUCAGAUUUCACAGAUGAUGUCACCGACAUCACCGACGUCACAGAUGUUCCAGAAAAUGAGGUCAGAGAGGCCCCAGAUAUAAAUAUUGUCACAGAAGUCACGGAAGUCACAGACCUCUGUGACAUCCCAAACUGCUCAGAGGUCACGGUGGUGUUUGAAAAUGAUGACAUACUAAGGGCCAAGCAAGAGGAAAAGGAAAGACUAGGAAACACUCUGAAGUCUGGGUGUCUACGAGAUGCAAAAACUAAGAACGAGCUCAGAGAACCCUCAAAACAUGUCACCAUCUCAAAUGUAACAUUGACUUUCCAAGGUGAACAAUGUUUUCAUACUACCUUGACUCAAGAAGAAAGUGAGACAAGUUCAUUCAAAGGGAUGAGUGCCAGAUCCUCUGAAAUAAGGACAACUGAAUUUAAAAGCACAGCUCUCGAGGCUGAGGAAUCCAGAAACACCAUGAUUCAAAAUCUCACGAAGUUAACUGUUUACGUCAUUUCACCUUCUUCUUUCCUUGCCCUUUUGCACAUAAUAAAUGCCCUAAAGCAUGAGAUUAGCUUUUAG